Pimephales promelas (fathead minnow) is the source of this 2118-nucleotide messenger RNA. RefSeq names its product E2F transcription factor 6 (gene e2f6). Gene Ontology annotation, molecular function: RNA polymerase II cis-regulatory region sequence-specific DNA binding; DNA-binding transcription factor activity, RNA polymerase II-specific; protein dimerization activity. Lineage: Eukaryota; Metazoa; Chordata; Actinopteri; Cypriniformes; Leuciscidae. The record is from RefSeq and is a predicted model, not a curated record. Gene Ontology annotation, cellular component: RNA polymerase II transcription regulator complex. Gene Ontology annotation, biological process: regulation of transcription by RNA polymerase II.
UGGUCAGACGUGAUCACGUGGCACAGCGUUUGCUUUUCCUGUUGUGGUGUGUGUAAACAUUGCACGUUUAUCUGGUUGAAUGUAGCGAUAUAAUCUGACUGCGUGUUACGACGAUGGUGAAGUGUGCAGUCCAAGGAUGCAUAAACAAUAGUGAUCUCAGACCGGGAGAGCAAUCGAGUCGGUCGCGCAAGAGAUUUUUUAGGUUCCCCAAAGACAAGGCCCGAGUGAAAGUGUGGCUGGCCGCUUUACGGGAGACUGAGCGCGAAAUCACCGAUCAGCAUCAGAUAUGCGAGGAUCAUUUCCUGAGCCAUCACAUCACGCCGAACGGCAUCAGUCCAGACGCGAUUCCUGUAAUGCCCCCAUUAGAUGGACCAGUCUGCGGGUGGAGCUCGUGUGAUGAGCAGGACGAGCACCUGGACACAGUUGGGGAGAGCGGAGUUACUGCAGAUGAUUAUUAUGAUGAUGAUUCUGAUGAUGAAGAGUUUGAAGAUGACGAUGAUGACGAAGAAGAAGAUGAUGACGAAGACCACAGUGGUGCACAUGAUCCCCAAGGACAAAAGGACAAGGAUAAAACCCAAGGACAGUGUUUCACUGGAAGUUUAAUUAGCAAUCCCAACAUGUAUUUCGCAUUCCCAACAUUUAACAUGAAUCAACCAAACAGUGGACAAGUCCAGAAUCGCUCUGAUGUCGCUCUUGGACAACUGACCAAACGUUUCAUGCAGCUAAUUCACACAGCUCCAAAUGGAGUCCUUGAUCUCAAUGAGGUUACUCAAAAACUGGGCGCACGAAAGAGGCGGGUGUAUGACAUCACCAAUGUGCUAACUGGUAUCCAUUUAAUCAAAAAGACAUCCAAAAACAAGAUCCAGUGGAUGGGUCCAGGAGCAGUCGGCAGCAUUGGAAACCAGUGGAGCCCUAAGACAAAAGCUGACCUACUUAAUCUGAAGUCAACUGAGGAGGCCCUUGACUGGCUCAUCAAAGACUGCGCCCAACAGCUCUUUGCUCUGACCGACCUCAAAGACAAUGCUGACUCAGCUUAUGUGACAUACGAGGACAUCUGUAAGAUUGGCGUUUUCAAGGACCAGACUAUAAUAGCCGUCAGGGCCCCUGAAGAGACCAAGCUAGAGGUGCCCACUCCCACUGAAGAAUCUAUCCAGAUCCACUUGAAAGGCUCCCGGGGCCCCAUCCAUAUACUGACCUGUGAGACUGAGGGCCCGAAUGAUGCUGUGGAUCCAGCUAACACAGAAUCGCAGCUUGUCAAACCAGCCUACUUUCUAACGCUAGAGGAGAGCCGGAUACACACACAACCACUUAUAUCAGUAAAGGCAUCCAGAAAGUUUAAAUAUCAACGGCGGGGAGACAGUUCAGUGGCCGAAUAUUGUUGUGUCCCGUUGUGUUCGGCUUCCGCAAAGUUCAACUCUGUGCUGAGCUUUCACACUUUCACUGUGGAUGAAGAAAGACGGAAAAAGUGGAUACGCAACAUUCGCCGUGAGGAUCUUAGCCACAAUUCCCAUACAAGAGUCUGCAGUCGCCAUUUUAAGAGCGAUGAUAUGAUUGAGCCAUCGACUCCUAAAGGGCGUCGUAGGCUGAAGAAAGAUGCUGUACCCACCUUAUUCCAGUGGAACAACUUCUCUGCUUCAGAACCACUGCAAAAUUGAACGCUUUGAGGAUCCUGCACCUGUGGACCUCUUGGGACAUAAUUAUUGUUUAGUUCCUGAACCUGCAGCAGUUGCUGUUGCAUUGAAUCAGGCUGUAGAUUCAUUGACUGAAAACAUUGUUUUAUUUAUUUUUUUUAUUUUACAGAUGUUUCAAGUACUAUAGCAGCUGUACAGAGUGCAUAAGGACCUCAAAGAAGAGCCUUUGCUUCUAUCCCCUUAUAAUAGACUUUGUUGGCCUUUUUGGAGAGACCACUGUGCAUAUAUUCAAUCUCCUUGGGUUUAAGACGUCUAUUGUGAAGACUUUUGGUUUGUAAAUAUAUGGAUGAGUAUUUUGAACAUUUGAAAGUAUUUUGUUUUUCUAAAACUAUGAGGAAACUUGAAGGUUGUAUUUUGAAAAUGGUAAAUUGUUUCUUGGACCAUUUGAUAAUGCUGUAAAUUAAUAAAUUCUUUGAUGGAUCUUGGA